Dentiscutata heterogama is the source of this 309-nucleotide messenger RNA. NCBI's taxonomy places the organism in Eukaryota, Fungi, Glomeromycota, Glomeromycetes, Diversisporales, Gigasporaceae. The record is from the annotation of a GenBank genome assembly.
AAGUAGUUUUACCUCCAAAGAUGGCUUCAAACACACACAUUCCUUUUUCUGGUUACCUUGGCUUCGAAACUUCACCAAAACCAAUAAAACGCGAACAUAAACGCCCACAACGCAAAACUUCAUUUUAUUUCGUUAACUUGAACGACUCUGUAUCACACUAUGAUGACAUUGAACCCAUAAACGAAACGACUGAAACUACUUUGAAAAUCUCUCCUAUAGAAGAUAGAAUUAUUGAAUCACCUUGUAUUUUGCAAGCAAAUCGUACUAUUCAAUUAUUAAGAGAGGCACGUCAUAAAAUUGCCGCUCUUC